Molecule: messenger RNA, 3600 nt
Organism: Paecilomyces variotii
Lineage: Eukaryota; Fungi; Ascomycota; Eurotiomycetes; Eurotiales; Thermoascaceae
Product: chitin synthase F
Exons: 2
Coding region: 1-3600 (1199 amino acids)
Cellular component (GO): cell septum; cell periphery
Molecular function (GO): chitin synthase activity
Source: RefSeq, a predicted model, not a curated record
AUGUCCCUACCACGGAGACCGUCGCACGCUUCGUCGAGGCCGGAGGAGCCUAAUAUCGGGUUCAGGGAGUCGUCGCGACGGCGUCGACGGGACAUCGAAACAGGUGGAUAUACAGAUGAACCUGCGACUCCAGGCCGGCAUCGUCGUCACAGGUCUCACCACUCCCGGAGCCACAGCCUCAGAGACUCGGAUGGCAUGCCAUCGCCGACAGACAUCAAUCGCAAACGCAGCUUGGUGCGACCGGAGCGGAAUCGCAUCGAUCGCGACCAUCCGAACUAUUACUACCGUCAGCAUGCGCAGAACAUGGACACGUUCCCGUCCAGUACAGGGCACGACCCGAUCUUUGAGGGAGAUGGCGAGCCGGACACUGGCGACUCGGAAAGCGGAGAAAUGAACGUUGUCGACACAGACAAGCUCUACGGUGCCCAUGGCAAUGUGAACAAGCCCAUGGAACGCGUCCCAAGUCAGAAAAGGAGACGGCGAAAGCUGUCGCGCAAGGAAGCUGUUGACCUCGAAGAAAAACAAUUGCAAAAGCAGCUUGACGAGCAACUACGUCCGCCCAGUCCCUGGAACGUGUAUUGUUCGAUUGUGACCUUCUGGGCUCCCGACUUCGUGCUCAAAUGUUUCGGUAUGCCCGCGAAAGCGCAACGGAGAGCCUGGCGUGAGAAGAUGGGUCUCAUCAGCGUUAUUCUCCUGAUUUGUACCUUCGUUGGAUUCCUCACCUUCGGCUUCACAGCAGUGGUCUGCGCCGCUCCUCCCGUGCGUCUGAAGGUCAACCAGGUCGACAGCGGAUACAUGAUUUUCCACGGCAGUGCCUAUGAUCUUUCGAAGUCUAAGCACCCUGCCGCGGCAGGGAUCCCGGCCGGCUCCAACGUUCUGUAUGAUCUUCCUCACAAGUAUGGUGGACAGGAUGGAAGUUUCUUUUUCCAGAAUGUCAACGGCGCUUGCAAAGAUCUUAUUACCCUUGCCCCAGGUUCGGACGUCCCUACCAACGACAACGGCGAUUUGGCGUGGUACUUCCCAUGCACUGCAUUCAACCAGGAUGGUUCCAGCAAGCCUAAUCUGACCAUACCCUACUACUUCGGCUAUGCUUGUCAUACUAGUGCAAACGCCCGAAAUGCUUUCUACAACCUCAGGAGCGAGGGAGACGUCUAUUUCACGUGGGAUGAUGUGAGGAAUCAGAGCAGGAAUCUGAUGGUGUAUUCCGGCUCUGUGGUCGAUCUGGAUUUGCUAGAAUGGUUCAAUCACAGCCAGGUCUCGUACCCAGCCCAAUUCGACGAUUUGCGGCAGAAUCCAGACAUCAAGGGCAAAGAUAUCACUUAUGCUUUCCAGACGAAAGCAGAUAGGAAGAUCGGAAAAUGCUUGACUGAGAUCAUCAGGGUCGGCUCCAUUGAUACAGAAACAGUCGGGUGCAUCGCCUCAAAGGUCGUGCUUUAUGUAUCGUUGGCCUUCAUUCUUGGUAUCGUUGGUGCGAAGUUCGUUCUUGCAUUGCUUUUCCAGUGGUUCGUAUGUCGCCGUUAUGCGGCAAGCCGGACAAGCAUGGGCUCGGACUCGAAGAGGCGGAACCAGGAGAUUGAGGAUUGGUCGAAUGAUAUCUACCGGCCAGGUCCUCGACUGGCGGACCCUACUAUCCCUGACGGUUCGAAUAAGCGCAAGAGCUUCUUGCCCACCACUUCUCGUUUCUCCAGCCCUUAUGUGAUGGGAGGUACAAGUAAACGACGACCGGCCCCGACUACCAUGGCCAGUCAGAACUCGACAUCACGGCUUAUCCCUACCACCUCUCCCUCGAUGUACAAGGCUGGCCACAACAGCAGUGGCGGUACACUCAGCGUAGAUCCCAUUUCCCACCAGAACAGUGCGUCUAGCUAUACAGGACAAGAUACGCGUUAUUCCAGCGCCCCGGUGGAGUCCGACACAACCGGACCUGGGGGCUUCAUUCAUGGCGCCGUUGUUCCUCAGCCCCCGCCGGAAUGGGAGCCAUUUGGCUUCCCACUGGUCCAUUCACUCUGCCUGGUCACUUGUUACUCGGAAGGUGAAGAGGGUUUGCGGACCACCCUGGACUCCAUUGCCACGACAGACUACCCCAAUAGCCACAAGACGAUUCUCGUUAUCUGUGAUGGUAUUAUCAAGGGUAAAGGAGAGGAAUUCUCGACACCGGACAUCGUUCUUGGGAUGAUGUGUGAUCAUGCUGUUCUGCCGGAGGAAGUGCAGGCCCAUUCUUACGUGGCUGUCGCUACUGGAGCAAAGAGGCACAACAUGGCAAAGAUCUACUCCGGGUUCUACGACUACGGCGCACAUUCUGUCGUGCCGCCCGAAAAGCAGCAACGUGUACCCAUGUUGGUCGUAGUGAAGUGCGGAACACCAGACGAAGCGGAGGCGGCCAAGCCAGGCAACCGAGGCAAGCGAGAUAGUCAAAUUAUUCUGAUGUCGUUCCUGCAGAAAGUCAUGUUCGACGAGCGGAUGACAGAAUUGGAAUACGAGAUGUUCAACGGACUCUGGAAUAUCACCGGCAUCUCCCCUGAUUUCUACGAAGUCGUUCUGAUGGUUGAUGCCGAUACGAAGGUCUUCCCGGACAGUCUGACGCACAUGGUUUCCGCCAUGGUUAAAGACCCCGAGAUCAUGGGUCUGUGUGGUGAGACGAAGAUCGCGAACAAGACUGCAAGCUGGGUUUCCAUGAUUCAGGUGUUCGAAUACUUCAUCUCCCAUCACCAGGCAAAGUCGUUCGAAUCCUUCUUUGGCGGUGUCACGUGUUUGCCCGGAUGUUUUUCGAUGUACCGUAUCAAAUCCCCCAAGGGAGGUCAGAACUACUGGGUGCCUAUCCUGGCGAACCCUGAUGUGGUCGAGCACUACUCGGAGAACGUGGUGGAUACGCUCCACAAGAAGAACCUGCUGCUUUUGGGUGAGGAUCGGUAUCUGUCUACGUUGAUGCUGAAGACCUUCCCCAAGCGGAAGCAAGUCUUCGUGCCCCAAGCCGUGUGCAAGACCGUUGUGCCGGACGAGUUCAAGGUGCUUCUCUCUCAGCGGCGUCGGUGGAUCAACAGUACGGUGCACAACCUGAUGGAGCUUGUCCUGGUUCGUGAUCUCUGUGGUACAUUCUGCUUCAGUAUGCAGUUUGUUGUCUUCAUCGAGCUGGUCGGCACGGUUGUUUUGCCGGCAGCCAUCAGUUUCACAUUUUACGUUGUGAUCAAGUCUAUUGUCUCGAAACCUGUGCAAACCAUCCCUCUCGUCCUGCUCGCCCUUAUCCUAGGUCUCCCCGGUGUUCUGAUCGUGGUGACCGCGCACCGCCUCUCAUACCUGUUGUGGAUGCUGAUCUACCUGAUCUCGCUCCCGGUUUGGAAUUUCAUCCUACCCACGUACGCUUACUGGAAGUUCGAUGACUUCAGCUGGGGAGACACGCGUAAGACGGCGGGGGAGAAGACCAAGAAAGCCGGACUGGAGUAUGAGGGAGAGUUCGACAGCACGAAGAUCACCAUGAAGAGGUGGCGCGACUUCGAAAAAGAGCGUCGCCUCAAGGCUGCGGGAUGGCCCCAGCCCGGUGCUGCGGUGGGCGGGUAUCCCCCGCAUCCCAGCAUGUAUGAAUCAUACGGGGACUACCGCUGA